Phytomonas sp. EM1 is the source of this 2910-nucleotide messenger RNA. Lineage: Eukaryota; Euglenozoa; Kinetoplastea; Trypanosomatida; Trypanosomatidae. The record is from the annotation of a GenBank genome assembly.
AUGAACCUCAGCAGCAAAUGGCAGUGGUGUAUCCAACCCCUUCCCUAUGCUCUGAGAGUGUGUGGCUCGCUUCUUUCGUCUGAGGUGCAAGGGGUUUUGCAGGUCAUCUACUCCUGCGUUCAGGUUAUCCUGUCCUCUAUGGGGUUUCAAAAUACCCCGAAUCUCUGUCUAUUCAACGGCGAUGCAGUGGCGGAUAUGGCGAAAGGCGGGGAUGUUUGGGGCUCCACCCCAACCCUUCUCCAUCGCAGCUCUAUGCUUGGCGACGAGGAGGAGGAUGACAAGAUGACGAGAGGCAUGGAGGAAUCCGAGAUGGAACGCGAGGAGAGGGGGAUGUACGAGGCGAGCCUUACUUCGCAUCGUUCGAUCACUUCCUCGCAGUGUACUCCGCGAAGGGGUCCUAGUAUGGAAACGAUGCGAGUGCGGCGGGUGGAGCGAGAACUGAUCGUGCAGCUGUUGAGCGCGCUGAAUACUUUUGUCCGAAUUACCCACGUAGGGGCGGUGGAUGUGCAGCUUCUCGGGUUGCUAAUGAACCGCGCGAACGCGCUGCUGGACUACGGCGAGCAGAAACAAGAGGACGAGGAGGCAGAAGGGGAAGGGGGGGUGGCGCGGAGCGGCAGGGAGAGGGAAAGUGAUAGAGAUGUAUUCGCUGAGUUUGAUGCGCUGGCGAGGUCGGAGGUGGCGUCGACCGCCACGCCGCGGACGAUCGCGCGGGUGACAUACGAGGAGGCGGUGAAGUUGACGUGUUUGGUGAGUGAGGCCCUCGCGUGGGAGUCGUAUCUUCUGCACGUGAAGGACGCCCUGGUGCUCUUCGGGCAGACCCCUACCACCACGGCGUCAUCGCUCCGAUGCGUUCGAGGCCUUCAAACAAGCGUUCAGCCGCUCCGCGUCGCGUUGAUGCUGCCCAAGUGCGUGGAGUACGACCUUCUUUGGUGCGCCUGCGCCCGCUCUGGCGCCCUGCACACCUUCCUGCAAGAGCUCUACGACGGGCAGAGCUUUAAGAGCGUUCCGACUCCAGCCUUCUCCACGACGUUGCCGGCGUACUCCGCACUUCGCGGGGGAAACACCACCAGCGCGUACUACUAUUGUAGUGCUGCCCUCAUCGACACGGAGCUUUCCACCAACGCGAUGCUGUGCGAAGCGAUUGAAGCCGCCGGGAGCUUUAUGAUCGUGCUGGAUGCGCGGUAUUUACCCCUUUUGUUUAAGUUUGUGCCAGAAGAGGAAUCGCUUUGCCUUUCCCCGCGUGUUCUUGAUUCGACCUCAGUUGGGGGCUUCAAUUCCCUCAUCAAGGGAGGGACCUCAGCAGAUGGAGAUGAAGGAGAAGGAAGUCGAGGGCACGCCGGGAGGAAAGAACACCAUAAGGGGAAAUUUAUCCUGAACGUCCCGACGGUGCUACGUCGCAUCUUUCUCUGGCGUUGGGAUGGACGCUAUACCAAGGACUUCACGAAGGAAAUGAAAGAAGCCAUAGACAGUUUUAACAGUGCCGCUUACGCGGACCUGCCAUUCGCUCUGAGGUUCUAUGGCGCGCAGGGAAAUGGCUCCGCCUUGGCUUCUUGCACUGGCUAUGAUACCACCGACAAGGGGGGCGAAAAAACGACGCCGUCGGCCACUGAUCGCGCAGAUCUGAGGCUGGAUCUUCAAUGUCGCGCGGUGGUGCAAUCUCGCCCGCAGUUUUACUGGGAUACCGCGCCUUCGCUGGAUUUGUACGACCUCGUGCAGAGCUUUUUUAUGGGUUCUCCCGAUACCCCAGACCGGGGCGACGCCGGCAGACGCCAGGAGCUGGAAAAUCUUCGUGGUGGCUAUCCGUUGCUGCUGCAGCGCAUUUUAGCGCAUCCACCGCGUUGGCUGCGCUGCAAUCCCGUUGGUUGGUCGCUGCAGGCAACCCCACGAGCGGAUUCCUCGCGACCAAACGCCCUAAACGAGCGCGCCCCCUCACUGAGCAUCAGCCCCGUCGCGGUGAACGGGAACACCCCUCGGGAUUACCUCCCUUCCUCGCAGUCGUGCACUAUUUCGCAACUCUUCUUCAGCCGGCUCUACGUCCGCGCGAUCGCGGAGUCGAUAUCGGAUCAGAAACGCCCUCGACGCUCAUGGCAGGCGGAUAGCGAAACCACCCCGCGCGGGGUGGGUUCCCGCACGCAGUUAUCAUCCUCCGCCGUGAGCGUGGAGGAGACCCCUCGCAGACGUUUUGCGCGCGACCCUACGAAGGCCGUCCAUUCGCUUCUCCAGCUGGAAUCCCAGCUCGCGUUUCAGCAGAAAAUGUUCUACAAACGCCUGUACAUGGCACUUCUGCGCUUUAACCUCACCCAACCUUUGCUUUGUCUUUUCACCUCCGGCAAGCCCUCCGAGUUUGAGUGCAUCACGCACCUGAGUUUCUUUGGGAUGGCGUCGCUUUCGCGAUUUUUAUGCCAGCCAACGGUAAGAAAAGCGUCGUUGCGCUCCUCACGAGAGGAGUUGUUGUUCACGAACGCGAACAUGGCGACGGCGGAGGUAAUUCAUCUCCUUCGCCAAUUGCGGAUUAAGCACAACAACACGCUGGCGAUUUUCGAUGCGAUAUUAUGGAGCUGUGUGGUGUGUCUUUUGGGCAUUGUUCGGCGUGUUCUUGGUCUCUUCCAGGUUCGGCUUUGCUCACCGUUCUGCCUGGAUGCGAAUAAGGAGAUGGAUCGAAUCGUCGUCUACAAUAGUCUGCUUAUGUAUCAAUUCGACAGCUGCGUGUUUUGUCUCGGAUAUCUCAUGAAUGUAUUGGAGGAACAGCAGAAACGAUGGAGGGAUUUGCAAGGCCAGCGGAUUCACCCUUCGAAGGGUUCACGUAGAUCGAGCUGCCUGUCAACUAUCAAAAUGGUCUUGCUUUCAUCGAGAAGGAUCCAAACCCACAAUCUCUCGGAGAGCCUCCAGAGGAACGAAUAUCUUGAGUAG